This is a messenger RNA of Halichondria panicea, 651 nucleotides long. RefSeq lists its product as uncharacterized. The coding region runs from base 1 to 483 and encodes 160 amino acids. NCBI's taxonomy places the organism in Eukaryota, Metazoa, Porifera, Demospongiae, Suberitida, Halichondriidae. The record is from RefSeq and is a predicted model, not a curated record. The transcript has 3 exons.
AUGAAUGAAGUACCCAACUGUGCUCACCUCAGUCUGGUGAUGUGGGUGUUCUGUCAGAACAGUACGCUAAUGGCUUAUGAUGCUGACGACAACCCAGUGACGGUCAUGAUGAAGUUUGUAAUAGCUCGGGGAUUCAACUUGCAAGAGAGGUCACAUGGACUGAUUGGUCAGUUCUGGAACAUUCCUAUCACUCUUCAACUAGUCAAUGAUUCGAGCGAGGGUGGUUUGACCCCUGACCCCUACUACACGGUGAUGGUGGCCCAUCCUGACUCCGCCCCCAGGACCUUCACCGCGAUCUAUUACCCCCGGACCUGGGAGGUUAUUCGUGGUCAGAAUGACCCGUGUCUUUACGCCGGAGGGCAACAAGCUGACAGCACGGACACCAGCAACUCAGUGAUCCAGGGGACCUACAGGGACUAUGUUGUCAGUGAACCAUUUAGCACCCAAUACCUAUAUAGCAAGUUUCAGGACGAUAGGUGUUAGCCGUAUAAUAAAUGCAAGCUAGGUCGCCAUAAUUAUGCUUGUCCAAAUUACUAGAAUAAGUAUUAAUUUUUCUCUUUAUAAUACAUUAUAAUUAAUUACGGUGCAAAUAAUUAGCCAUGCUCUUGAUUUCUAAUCGUUGACGGAAGUUCUCUGUAGUUUUUAUUAACA